Molecule: messenger RNA, 210 nt
Organism: Protopolystoma xenopodis
Lineage: Eukaryota; Metazoa; Platyhelminthes; Monogenea; Polystomatidea; Polystomatidae
Source: the annotation of a GenBank genome assembly
AUGUGUGUUUUACUCCAAGCGCUAUUUCUCAAAGCCAUAGAAGCACAUACACUGCCGCCUCACCGAGCAGAGCGCCUAGGCUCUGAUUGCCAUGCUUGCAGAUCUCAGGCGCUGCCUUCCCGGGUCGUCUCCUUGAUUAAACCCAUGUUGCCUGAGCAAACUGUGGACGCCAAUCUUUGGUCGCAUGCUAAAUCUCACGUGGAUUUCUAG